AUGGAAAAUGAAACUCAAAUACCAUUGCCAUUAAAUCGAGGUGCUUCUCGCCAAAGAUGUAUGAGUCAACCACAAACAUGCAAUUAUAGUCACGAUCUAUUCACUAAUCGAGCAUUUGAACUAAUCAAAAAUCGAGUCGAAAGCUAUCCAGAACAGCCGUUUUUCUUGUAUUUGGCCUGGACACUACCCCAUGCUGGUGGAUGGAGAGGAAUCAUUGAAGAUGGCGAACCUGUACCUAACAAUCAACCAUUUGACAAUACAACGUGGCCAACUGUCGAACAAGAACAAGAAAAAUUUGAAUUGCAUUUUAUUGUGAAAUAUGUAGACGUAGCUGAAAUUCAGCAUGUUCAACAAUAUUAUUUCAAUAUCAGUUUGAUUAUUGUUAUAAUUAUGGUCGAAUUGACAUGA
This is a messenger RNA of Didymodactylos carnosus, 408 nucleotides long. The record is from the annotation of a GenBank genome assembly. Lineage: Eukaryota; Metazoa; Rotifera; Eurotatoria; Philodinida; Philodinidae.